CGGUAGUGAAGUUUGUGCAUAUAUGCCAAAUGUACUGUCCCCAGAAAAGGCGAUCUUUGAUUUUACUUUUCUUCAAAUUCUUUGAAAAAAGUACAUUUUUAUGUUUGAUUCAAUGACAUCUUUUCACUUUUUAUCUCUGCGUGAACGUUUCUUUGUUGACUUCGAAGUUUUAGUUUUCAACGCAAGGCCUUCUGGGUAGUGUGUUUUGCUGAUCAUGUGCCACGCAUAUGAUAUAAAUUUCUCCACGAAAACAAACGAAAAAUGUCGAUAAAAGAGCUAAAAAUAGGAUAAAAUUAAAAUGGCGAGCUGUAUGAAAGGAUGCUGGGGCAUUUUUAGUGAAGAAUUUCGAAAGUUACGUCGGCCAGCUCAUAUUAGAGGAAGGUAAGCUUAGAAAAAUAGUUUGUUGCAAGAGUGUAAGCUUGUUAAGCUUAUUAAAAUAUAUUGAAACUUCGAUUCGUCCAGUGUUUUUUGAAAAACGUAUCAUUCCUUAAUACCAGACGUUUUUAUUAAUUGUCACAGAACUUACAGACGUGCAAGAUAUAGCGAAAAGGAACUUAGUAUCGAGGUACUUAAAAAUUUUCCUUUUUUAAUAUUUCAAGCAAGCUUAUGUCACCAGUUUUUGGAGCCCACCAAGUUUUGACAUCCUAAGACCUUUGCGAACUUUAACAGUGAAAAGACAUGCAAACUAUUUACGUGUUAGGGUAAUUUGCUCCUACUAGGGUUAGAGAGAAUUUUCAGAUCAGGAUCAGCAAAUCGGCUGUUUUAUGGUGGUAGCCUGAGACAAUAGCUGACAUUUUGUGACGGCACCAAUGGUUUCCCUGUGAAAUGACAUCUGAGGAAAGACUGUGGAAAUUAAUUGAAACUAAUGACAUUACAUGGACUGGGUAGUGCUUCUGAUUGGUUGAAGCAACACAACCAAUCAGAAGCACUAACUAGAUCUGGGUCGUGAUAGGUGUACAGUAUGAAUUUCUGCAGUCAUUCCUUAUAUGUCAUUUUGAGUGGAAAUCAGCGGGGUGAUGAAAAAGUGGAUUAUUUUCUCAGGCUAAUGUGGCCAGCUAGAGUGUAGACUUCCUGGCCACCAUGAUUACAAAUUAUUCCAUGCAGCCAAACCUGAAUCUAAAUCGCAAUCUGUAAGAUGAAUUUACAUGAAACCUUUGAUUGACAAAGAAGUCAACAGAUUGCUGAAAAUUAUUUUGGUUACUCUAAAUAUAGUACUUGUUACAAUGCUUUAAGAAUUUGUGUUUGUGCAAUCAGCUUCUUUUAUUAUUAUUAUGCUGAGAUUGUAUUUUGCUUCCUUUUCAGUUUGAAAACUUGAUAGAUGAGGUAAUAUUUCUUUAUUAGCAUGUUAAUUUGAGUAUUUUUUUGUUUUAGCUUAAUCCUAGAGGGAAAAAUCAAGUAUUCAACCAAAGGAUUUUCAUUGGGAGGGUAUUUGAAAAUCAUGGGAAUAUUGCUGGAAACAAAAAAUCACAAACAAAGGAAUCGUCGCUUAAGCUCUAUUUAUUCACAACCCUUUGGAAUGUUUGGAGUUUUAAGCAGACAAGACUUUCUUGCUCGGUUUGUAAUUUCCUUGUCAAGUGAUUCGGGUGUUUUAUAAUUUUUCAUUUCCUCGGGGUGUACUAUUUGUGCUAUGAUCGUGUUUGUUAGCUGUUUUUCAGCGCGUCAGAAUGUGUGCACUAUAUUAUACAGCUAUAUGUAUCGCUAUAUGUAGCGCUAUAUUAAUAUCUUUAUCUUUAUAUGAAUUCAAGGCUGUGCUCUAAAAAAAAUUGAAGGGAGCCCAGUGCUCUGAACUUGCGAAAUACAGUGUGCCCAGCAUAUGAUUUCUACAAAAAAGCUAAGAUUUUCUUGUAACGCGAGAACAAAAGUUAGGCAGCCCAGGCCACCAGGCUCUGCUAGAGCAUAGCCUUGGAAUUAAUAAUUGAAAACUUAUCACUUUUAAUUUAUUUUGUAGGAGGACUUCAAUCCUCGCCCCAGGUAAGUUUGUUGGUCCAUCCAUCCAUCCCUCUCACCCUCCCUUCUUUCCUUCCUCCCUCCUUCCCUCUGUCUGUUCGUCCCUCUGUCCGUCUGUCCAUCCCUCUGUUUGUCUAUUCAUUCAUGACUAUUUUGACUCCAAAGAAACGCCAGGCAGUGUGCAAAGAAAGUAAUGUCCGAUAGCCCGAGGCUAGUGGAUUUUGUCAUCGGGCAGGUGAAUUCUCUUUUUUAACUUGCCCGACGGGCAAGUGAUGUUUUUUGAGGAAUUUGAAUAACAGAAGAACUAUGAAAUCAAUUCUGCUUGUCAAAAAGCUUUUGGGGCUAGUUAAAAUGACAUCUGGGUUAUUAAAUGCUAGCUUCAGCUUGCCCGAAUGGCAAGCCAUAAAAAUGAUUUUGUUUGCACCCUGCCAGGGCACUCUUAGCUUGCUUACCAUUUUCCAGAUUUGGCUGGCCAGACCAGUCCAGUCCUAGGAGAACUCCACUAUUAACUAGUAGGACUAACCAGCCAGAUCAGUUUAUUCUUAAUUAGUAUGCACAGCAGUAAUGGAACUUAGUUAAAAUAUGGAGAAAGUACUACAGUUGAACCUCUCCACAAUGGCUUCCGUGGGGACAGAAGAAAGUGGCCGUUAUAAGAAAUACCAUUGUAGAGAUAGGUUUAAACAAGAGUCAAUGUAUGGACUGUCCACCUAGACAAAAAUUAAACAAUGGCUUUUGUAGAGAGGUGGCCAUUGUGGCGAGAUGGCCAUUAGUUGAGGUUUGAUUGUAAUAAAUAUUCCCUUUUCAAAAUAAUCAGUCUGGCCACCGGCCAUCUCUGAUGUUUGGAAAGCGUUCUUCAGUAUGUUCUUGAAAAGGUAAUUCACAGUGUAGGUCUUCAUUGCUCAUUUUUAAUUUUUUUUUAUUCCAGACGAAUUUUAACUGAAACUGAAACAGAGCUUAUCAGUCAAAAGAGAUUUAAUGACCUGGUUCAACAGCAGAAGAAGUUAGAUGCUGAAAUCGACGCACAGUUAUCCCGGCAAGAGGAUGAUUUACGACUUGAGGAGGAGGUAUGAUCUAAAAAGACAUUUGUUAGUUAUUUUCAACUGGCAAAAUAAAAUUGUUAUUGCAGCAAAUAAACAACAACAAACCUGCCUUUUAACUGACAGCACAAAACCAUUUUGGGGCCGGGUUGUUCAAAGCUGGGUUAAGAUAACCCAGGGUUAGUGCAAGAUUUGAAUUCAAAUAUGAGAGCCAAAAAAGGUAUUUCAAUUUUCAUUCUUUUUGUCUUCAAGUUGAUUAUUGGAAACUCUAAAAAUAAGAGAGAAAAUUAUCUGGGAAAAUGGCUUUGAACACAAGAAAAAGAAAACCAGGUCAAUUUAACCCCAGGUUAAGCGCUAAUCGGCCUUUGAACAACUGGUCCCAGUUAAUUAGACUCGGAUUACAUGUUCUUCUGUGAUUGGUUGGUUUCUGACAGCUGUUAUUGGCCCCUUUUUAUCUUGCUGUUUUGUUCUUCACCUGAUGACGACCGGCAGUAAGCAGUUGAAACAUAUUGAUCUAAUUCACAAGUGACUUCACCAUGUCACUCAUGAGACAAAUGAUAAUACAGUCAGCUCUUUCUAAGAUGUAUGCCUUUUUUAAUUUUUUUUUUACUUGUCAUCUGAUUGCGCUUGUUUUGACCAUCUAUCACGUGAAACAGCAUUCGAGCGGAGCAAGAGCAUUUUGACCGUCGAUCAUUGUUAGCUGCAGUCUCUUACCUUUGGUUAUUACUAGUAUACUAUUAUGCUUUUAGCAGUAACAUUAAACUUACAGGUUGUCCAUUUCCUUUGUUAAAUAAAUACAACUAGUUGAACCUCCACUAAUGGCCACCUCUCUACAUCAGCCAUUUUUUUUUGUCCCAAAGGGCAGUCCAUACAUUGACUCCAAAUAAAAACCUUAAUUUGUUUUCUAAAAUGUCCACUUCUCUAUAACAGCAAUGGCCAUUAAAGUUCAUCCUCAUUGAAAAAGUCAAGAAUGGCCACAAAACUUGAACUGAUUUAAAACAUUAAAUUUUAUUGUGUAAUUUCAUGUAGUAUAUGAAUUACCAUCGGAGGCUACUAUAAGCAUGGACUUGGCACUCUAAACAUGCUGUUGCCCCCCCCCCACCCCUCCCCAAAAAAGAAGGUGUCAUAUUACACCCCUACCUCCCCAUAAUGCCAGGCCAUCUCUCCAUAAAGGUAGGUUGUCCUAAAGGUAGCAGUUGUGGAGAGGUUCAACUGAAUUAAAUUUGUUUGUGCUAUUUUGUUGAAGGCCUACUAUGAAGCAAAGAGAGAGGCUGCACGAGUGGCGAAGCAAGCCAGGCAGAUGGAGGUACAUACCCUCAUUUAAAAAUGCAGUGUUUGCAUGUACUGUCCCCAGAGAAAGUGAUCUUUGAUUUUAGUUUUCUUCAAAUUUUUUUAGAAAAAGUAGCAUUAAUUUUAAAUAUUUUUUUUUCAAAUUACUAUAGGAAAUGAAAGCUGCCAAAGAAAAGGAGAACAGAACUCGUAGGGGCUUCCUGGAUGAUUCAUCCUUGUCUUGUUUGUUAUCAGAUGAUACUGUUAGUGUAGACAGGUAAGUAAAAUUUUCUUAUUUGCCAUCAGUAUUAACCCACUGAUCAUGUAAUAUUGCAUUUUUACACCAAUGAAAUACCAGGUGAGCUUGUGCAUGAAAACAUGAUAUCUUUACACAUAAAAAUAACAUUUAUCUUCACAUUUGAAAAGAUCACUGUCGCAAGGACUGCAUAAUAAAAAUUAAUGACAUGUUUUACAGAAAAAUAUUACAAAUGUGAGAUGGUUUGGUAUGUCAUUAAUUAGUGUUUAUACAAUUAAUAUAACAUUACAUGGCCACUUGGAGAUACCAAAUUUGUCUUCUCAUGUUAAGAGUAUUUCACUUGUUCACAGUACUCACUUGAAUGAAAUAUGUUUCAUCACUUGAAAGAAAUUUUAGCGGUGUAGAAUGGUUCCUCAAAAAACAUGGGUCUCAGAAAAUUUUGGCCCAACCUCAACAUCUCGGAAGCAUUUGUGGAGGGUCUCAAAGUCUCGUUUUCAGGUGAUUUUGCAUCUCAGAGGCUCAAUUUUUUCUUAAGUAUCAGUCUUGAAUUGCAGUCUCACAAAGUCUCGAAUUUACCAUUUCAUACCUCCACUUUUGUACCUCCAUGUGGCCAUUUAGUAUCCUCUAUGUAUCUCACUGGACUUUAAAUUUUCUACUUUGUUUUAGUACUGAGCUGGAUGUUGAGGAUUUUGAUGCAUUCCUGGAAAAAGUAAAAGCAAGAUCUCUUGGAAAUAGUCCCUUUGCAUGUAAGUUUAGACUUGCAUUAAGGAACCUUUGAAAACUGUAUUUUGCAUGGUUCAUACAACAGCAGACAAACAAAUUUUAAGGACUUCUGAGGGACAAAAUUACAGUUUUCAAGGACCAAGAUUGAUUCAAUAAAUUGGCAUUCUUUAACCCCCUUUUGAACACCUUAUUGGGUAAAAUGCUGUCACUUUUUGAAACAACACUUUACAAAAUGACAACAGUCAUUAAGCAUGACUUGCAGCUACAUCUGAGGUACAGAAGAAGCAUUUGAAAUGUUAAAAGAAACAGAAAUAAGAUACUGUUCAUGCAUGAAAAUGUUUUUGCAAAUACCUGUGAGUUUUACAAGUUCUUUCACCAAGGAUGAGCCAAAUUUUCCUGUCAGUGAAAUAAUCUAAUUUUAUAGAAAGUGGUGUGGUGUAAACAAGCUUGUAAUGAAUUUCAAAGACUUUUCAAGACCUAAUAAAGAAAUCAAGUCCUUUUAAAAGACCUUAACUGAAUUCAAGGACUUUUCAAGAGGACUACUAAACUUUGCGACCUUUUCAAGAUCGUGCAAACCAAGUUGUUUUGGCUUCAGAAUGAAAAUCCAGUAUUAAUUGCAAUGUAAACUUUUAAUAGUGACCAACUGGGUUCUAUGCCAUCUUCACUUAGUAGGUAUAAUAGUUCUCCCUUGAUUUGUUUUGGCAAGAUAAGUGACCAGAAAAUAGCUAGAAUUGCUCCAAGUUUGUUUCUUUGUCAAAUUUCUAGGGCCAUUAGUACGGAUCUCAUGAUCAGACAGUUACAUAACCUUAAGCUAUUGGACUUGUCUCUUCUUCCUUUCUCAUCCAGAACCGAAACUGCAGUUAAAAAAGACCUUAAUUAGGAUCAGUAUAAGAGUUAGACAAAAUUCUCACUCACCCCUCCUCCAACUCAACAUUAAUACUAACUUCUUACCUAGGGGAAAAUGUUAGAUUGAGGGAGGGGUGGGUGGGCAGAUCCAAAAUUCACCUAAUACUCACAUAUUCAUUGCAAUAAUUGUUUUUUUUUUUUUUAUUGACAGCACCCACUGCAACAGUGCCAAACGGAACAGCUCCAUGGGAAGAUGCAUUAGCACAGGGGAUGGAAGCUACAAAGAUAGCAGGAAAAUCACUAGAUGCACUACAGGGAUUUUCAUCCUCUGUUGACCUCGUAGCUGUCAGCGAGAGAUAGUAUAAAAGCUUAUCUAUUUAGAAGCAAUUUAAUAUAAGCUAAUAUAGUGGUGAUUCAACUGAGUGGAGUGCAGUUUGGUCCAAAAUCAUGCGUUAUUUGAAGAUUGGACGAGGGUGUAGCAUGAGUUAGAUUUGAAAUCACAAGUAUGAUUUCAGACCAGAAUUGCACGAGACGAAGUUCGAAUACCACUUUAGUACAGCCAUUUUUAAAUCACUAAAUUCAGUCAGUACAAAAAAUCGAAAUUGGGAUUGGAAACUCUUUUCCAUCUCAUUUUUAUGUGGAACAAAAAAUAGUGUAAUUCAUGAAUAAAUCACACUGAUGGAAGCGAAUCAGAUUGUGAGGAUCACUUGUGAUUUCAAUACUAAAUUUCGUGAUUUUGGUGAGAAACAUCGUGGAGUUUUAUUUUUGUGAUUUAAAUAGGAAAAUAUGAAAGAGGGGCAAUAAAUUUUGCAAUGGUUUUUGUUUGCGGGUCUUUAAUUUCACUAUGUUUACAAUUAAGAACAACACGAAAUUAAAGACCUGCAAAAUUUUAAAAUUUUCAAAGUACCAAAUUAACAAUAAGGUAAAUAAUAAUGCCAUAGUUCUAGACCUCUUUCAUAUUUUAAUUUCGUUGUCUAAAUACUGGGGCAAGGUGAUCCUUUGAGCAGUACAAAUGCUUUAUAUAAUUUCCCGAAGAACAAAAGACAGUUUUCGCUUUGCAGAACGUGAUGCUAAUAAUUCUGAAGAAGAAUGUUACUGACCUUGUGAGGUCAGUAGGAUGGUUUUUUGUUGUUUUUAUUUAUAC
Messenger RNA from Porites evermanni, 7222 nucleotides. NCBI's taxonomy places the organism in Eukaryota, Metazoa, Cnidaria, Anthozoa, Scleractinia, Poritidae. The record is from the annotation of a GenBank genome assembly.